Molecule: messenger RNA, 732 nt
Organism: Pyrenophora tritici-repentis Pt-1C-BFP
Lineage: Eukaryota; Fungi; Ascomycota; Dothideomycetes; Pleosporales; Pleosporaceae
Product: PssA, Phosphatidylserine synthase
Biological process (GO): phospholipid biosynthetic process
Cellular component (GO): membrane
Molecular function (GO): phosphotransferase activity, for other substituted phosphate groups
Source: RefSeq, a predicted model, not a curated record
AUGUCGCAACGAAGGAACGGCGGCGGCGAGCCGCAACCCAAGGACCAGAUGCCUCCUGCAAAGGGUGAAACACAAGACAAGCAAGUCCGUCUGCUCUCCCAAGAAGCCGGCCACUUCUCCCUCGUCCGCGCUCUGCAUCUUGCAGACUUCAUUACGGAGCUCAAUGGCUUCUGCGGCAUAAUGUCCAUUCUCUCCUCGCUCCGCUACUGCACGCAAGCCGACCCCACCAACCACACCAACCUGUACUGGGCGCUCGGCUUCAUCCCGCUCGGCCUCUUCUUCGACUUCAUGGACGGCAAAGUGGCACGCUGGCGCAAGAAGGCGUCGCUCAUGGGCCAGGAACUUGAUUCGCUCGCCGACCUCAUCUCGUUUGGUGUGUCGCCUGCCGCAGCGGCGUUUUGCCUGGGUCUCCGCACCCCCGUCGACCACGUCCUGCUCAGCUUUUUUGUCCUGUGCGGACUCACGCGUCUGGCGAGGUUCAAUGUCACGGUUGCCAUGGUGCCCAAGGAUGCGACUGGCAAGAGCAAGUACUUUGAGGGUACCCCGAUUCCCAUGUCCUUGGGUAUCGUCCAGAUCAUGACGUAUUGGGUGUACAAGGGGUGGACUAUGGAGCAGGUGCCGUUGGGACUUUGGCUCGAGGGCACGCCGCUUGAGUUUCAUCCUGUGGUCGCCAUGUUCAUUCUCCACGGGUGCUUGAUGGUCAGCAAGAGUGUGAAGAUUCCGAAGCCGUAG